Molecule: messenger RNA, 1069 nt
Organism: Populus nigra (black poplar)
Lineage: Eukaryota; Viridiplantae; Streptophyta; Magnoliopsida; Malpighiales; Salicaceae
Product: chlorophyll a-b binding protein 5, chloroplastic
Exons: 2
Coding region: 91-888 (265 amino acids)
Biological process (GO): response to light stimulus; photosynthesis, light harvesting in photosystem I
Cellular component (GO): chloroplast envelope; plastoglobule; chloroplast thylakoid membrane
Source: RefSeq, a predicted model, not a curated record
GUUGAUUAGCAUCUACAACUCAGUCAGCCUUGAUAGAGUAAGAGAAAAGCAGAGCUAGCGACUUAGAGGCAGCAUUAACAAAGAAGAGUCAUGGCAGCCUCUGCAAUCCAACAGUCUGCAUUUGCUGGCCAGACCGCCUUGAAGCAACCAAAUGAUCUUGUCCGGAAGGUUGGUUCCUUUGGUGGUGGUCGUGUUACCAUGCGCAGGACUGUGAAAAGUGCUCCCCAAAGCAUAUGGUAUGGCCCAGACCGCCCAAAGUUCUUGGGUCCAUUCUCUGAGCAAACCCCAUCAUACCUGACUGGUGAAUUCCCUGGUGAUUAUGGAUGGGACACUGCUGGUUUGUCUGCAGAUCCUGAGACAUUUGCCAAGAACCGUGAGCUUGAGGUGAUCCACAGCAGAUGGGCCAUGCUUGGUGCACUUGGAUGUGUCUUUCCUGAAAUUCUUGCAAAGAAUGGUGUCAAGUUCGGUGAGUCAGUUUGGUUCAAGGCUGGAGCUCAAAUCUUCUCAGAGGGUGGCCUUGAUUACCUUGGCAACCCCAACCUCAUCCAUGCUCAGAGCAUCCUCGCAAUCUGGGCUUCCCAGGUUGUGCUUAUGGGAUUCGUUGAAGGGUACAGAGUGGGUGGAGGGCCACUUGGCGAAGGACUUGACCCCAUUUAUCCUGGCGGUGCCUUUGACCCACUGGGCCUCGCUGAUGAUCCUGAUGCAUUUGCAGAGUUGAAGGUGAAGGAACUCAAGAACGGCCGCCUCGCAAUGUUCUCAAUGUUUGGAUUCUUCGUUCAGGCCAUUGUCACUGGAAAGGGUCCUGUUGAGAACCUUUUGGAUCACCUUGCCGAUCCAGUGGCCAACAAUGCUUGGGCAUAUGCCACUAACUUCGUUCCUGGAAAAUGAAGAAACUCAGAUAGUUGCCUUGUAGCUUGUGACAUUAGUAAUUAGUCCUUGUGCUUUUGUUGAAAACUUCUGGUUCUGGACUCCACCAGUACUUGUGAUUUCAGCAGUGGAUAUUUUACAUGUAUCGGAAAAGUACUGUAUCCCCUUUUCACUAUGAACAUGAGACUCUUUUGUGCUUGAA